AUGUGCAACCUCCAGGCAGACAAAAACACCUUUUACAUCACCACCUUCCUGUAUGGCUACCAGGCCUUCACCUCCACCCACCAGGUCCUGGAGAAGACGUUCCAUAGGGACUGUGGGACUUCAUCACACCCGUUUGGCAUAACACCUCGAAGACGAUACCCAAUCCAGCAGGCCCCGUAUUCCCGUGUGCUUCCCACGCUGCGCUGGAAUGGCGGUCACGGGAAGCGUGUGCUGUCUCCUGGUAAUUCCAGAGUGGUGUGCAGGCCUUGGACAGUGAGGAUUGCUCCUCCCGGGAGCAACCUGGCUCGUUUGCCAAUAGCAGCGCAGUUCCCUAAGGCCCCAGACCCGUGGUCAAAGGAGGCUGUUCUGCUUGCCCUCGAAUGUUGGAAGAGGAAGAAAAGGACAGUGGAGGAGGAGGAAGACCAAACAUCUGCUGCUGGUCAGGAGGAUAAAAGAAGGUGUGGGCCUCUGAAGAGCAGCCUCAGUUCCCAGAGCUCAGAUGGUGAGUUGCACGAGAGACCCUCCACCUCUGCUGUGAGCUGCUUGAAGGGCACGUGCACAUGUGGCAUCCAUAUGUCCAGCCGCAAUGCCAUUUCCAGUUCCUACAGCUCCACCAGAGGCAUCUCUCAGCUCUGGAAGAGGCGGCGUCCCAGUGCCUCACCCUUCUCCAGCCCAGCCUCAUCCCGCUCGCAGACACCAGAGAGGCCAGAAAAGAAAACAAGAGAAGAGGACGUUUCUCAGGAAGCUGGCUCUUCUGCUCUGCCGGUAGACAAGGAGUCCCAGGGAGAACAGGUUGCAGAUACGACCACAUGCAGGGAGCAGAACUCCUGCGAUUCUGCAGCGACACCCAGCACCUCCCGGCCACGCAGACGGAAGUUUCAACUGGUGCCUUCCAGGAAAGGGAUCCCGCUGAUCUUGCCUCCAGCUCCCAAGCUCGCUGGCCCGAUCACGGUCGAAGAGUAUUACCAGGAGGGGCAAGAUCGGUUACGGUGGCUGAUGAGCGUCUUCGAGGAUAAGGCUGGUAAGGAAUAUGUGUUAAUUUCACACUCCAGAGAUGGUUCCCGUUGGUUUUCUUUUGGUCUUUCUCCUCUGAGAAAUCCACCUCUUGGGUUCUCAGUGGACUCUGAGCACAAAACGGCCUCGAGCUCCAUCACGGAGAGCCCCCCUGCCACUCCACCGGCUUCUACUCUCGCUGUGCCUGCUGCUUGGACUGCUGCUUCCUCGGCCUCCCCGCCAGCCCCACUGACUAACCCGCAGUUUCUCAAGAACAACAUCUUCCUGAAGAACCUGAACCCCCUGGGCCUACCAUCUUUCCCAGUAUGUAUUUUCCUGCCUGACAGCCACCCCCAAUGCCCGUUCGCCCCUGACGACACCAGGUCUUCUGGGCCCUCUUGGCUCUUCACAGCCAGGGUCCCUCCCCAGCCCUCGUCAGACUCCAGGUCCACAGAAACUUUCUCGGGGCUGACCCCUGCCUCUCCCGCAAUACCAGCCUGUGAUGCCACCAAGUCACCUCUGGCCUCUCAGGCUGAGACAUCUGCCAAACCCCAGGCCCCGCCUGCCCCAGGCCCCACCCUGAAGCCCAGUGUUCCAUUUAGAACACCGAGCAGCCCACCUGCUAACCCUUCUGCCUCGGCAGCUCUUGCUGUGUCUUCAGCACAUCCCAUGUUCAAGCCCAUCUUUGUGGCUCCACCUAGAAGUGGGAAUGAGGGUCCUGUGCCAUUCAGCCGUUCCCAUGUCGCAACGGUGGCAUCUUCCAGCUCUGUCCCCACCCCGACUACCAGCAGCCUCCCCACUUUCAGUCCUGUUUUUAGCAGCACAGGGCUACCUACAUCUUUGCCCUUGUCAACUCCUUUCUCCUUCAGUCAGAAUACUUCAGGCACUAGCACGAAUGCCCCUCUGUUUCCUGGCCAGGCCAGUGUCAGUGUCCCCUCAGCAGCGGCUUGGGGGACCACCACCGGCACAGCCGCGGACUCCACCCAGAAGCCUGUCUUUGGCUUUGGUGCGAGCAGUGUGACCAGCACUGCGAGCAGCAUGACCAGCUCCACUGCUUCCACUGCCCAGCCUGUUCUCUUUGGUGCCCCUCUUGCCCCUGGGGCCAGCUCUACCCCAGCCAUGGGCUCCAUACUCCAGUUUGGCAAGGCGCUGGCCACACCUGCUCCAACAACAGCCAUGACAUUCGGCCAGUCCCUGCCUGGUGCCGUCCAGACAGCUGCUGGCAGCAGCACCGCCAGUUUUGGUGGCUUUGGUGGCACCCUCACGACCUUCACACCCGUCGCUCCGAGCCAGCCUGCACUGACAUUCAGCAGCACUGCCACCCCAGCCUUCAACAUUCCCUUUGGUUCUGGCACCAGGCCCCCCAUUCCUUCCUAUCCUGGAGUCACCCCACAGCCCAUGUUCGGGGCCACUGACAGACAGCAGAUGGGGGCCGCCAAGCCAGCCCUGGCCCCCAGCUUCGGCAGCUCCGUUCCUUUUGGAAGAUCAGCAGCUCUGCAUGUUUCCUCCUUUUUUGCAGCCACCACCUCGGGCUUUGGAGCUACAACUCAGACCAACAGCAGCGGGACCAGUAGCUCAGUGUUUGGCAGCAUCCCGUCAUCGCCCUUCAUGUCCGGGUUGUUAGCAGGCCCCGCUGGCAGUGGGGGCUUUGGGAUGAGCGUGCCUGCCCCCCACAGCAUUUCCACCACUGGGGUGUUCGGCUUUGGCGCAGGACAGAGUGGGAGCACCGGCAGCACGGCUCCUUUCUUGGGAGGCUUGAGUCAGAACUCCCUGGCUGCAGCUGGCCAGAGCACACCCUUUCCCUUCCACAUGGCUGGCACACCUCAGAACAUGUCUGUGUUUGCAGGCACAUCCACACCCACCUUUGGUCAGAACACCCCUGCCCCUGUAUUGGGUACAUCAGGCAGCAGCCUCUCCUCUGGGGCAUCCUCAGCACCUGCCCAGGGCUUUGCUGGACCUGGAACCUCUGCCACCACCUCGGGCUUUGGAGCUACAACUCAGACCAACAGCAGCGGGACCAGUAGCUCAGUGUUUGGCAGCAUCCCGUCAUCGCCCUUCAUGUCCGGGUUGUUAGCAGGUCCCGCUGGCAGUGGGGGCUUUGGGAUGAGCGUGCCUGCCCCCCACAGCAUUUCCACCACUGGGGUGUUCGGCUUUGGCGCAGGACAGAGUGGGAGCACCGGCAGCACGGCUCCUUUCUUGGGAGGCUUGAGUCAGAACUCCCUGGCUGCAGCUGGCCAGAGCACACCCUUUCCCUUCCACGUGGCUGGCACACCUCAGAACAUGUCUGUGUUUGCAGGCACAUCCACACCCACCUUUGGUCAGAACACCCCUGCCCCUGUAUUGGGUACAUCAGGCAGCAGCCUCUCCUCUGGGGCAUCCUCAGCGCCUGCCCAGGGCUUUGCUGGACCUGGAACCUCUGCUCAAAAGUCGUGUCCUCCGAGUCGCCCUGCGGGGCUGCCCGCCUCCUUGUCCCCACGCUUUGGCCCACGACUCGGUUUCCCCUCUCGGCCUCCGGCGCCCUGGAGCGAUGUGGUCUCCUUCCUCGAGGCCCGGCUCGCGGUGUCCGACGGCUGUGGGAGCCCGCCCGGCGGGGAGGCGCCCUGUGUGGCCGGCCGCCUCCUGACGCUGCGGGGGCUCCCACGGGGGGGGGGGGCCACCGGCCAGGGCCCCGCGGCUUCGCUGAACGCCCAGAACCGCAGCCCCGGGGCCCCCACGGUGCCCGGGUGUACGUUCCGGGGCGGGGGCCGGAGCUGGGCGGCCGGCGGGGCGGGGCGGGGCGGGGCGCGCUGUCUCCAGGCCUGUCUGGAGCUCCGCGGCGGCAGUGGCGGCAGUGGCGGCGCGCGGCGCAGGCACAGGCCAGGGUAG
Molecule: messenger RNA, 3858 nt
Organism: Manis pentadactyla (Chinese pangolin)
Lineage: Eukaryota; Metazoa; Chordata; Mammalia; Pholidota; Manidae
Product: putative nuclear envelope pore membrane protein POM 121B
Biological process (GO): protein import into nucleus; RNA export from nucleus
Cellular component (GO): nuclear pore
Molecular function (GO): structural constituent of nuclear pore
Source: RefSeq, a predicted model, not a curated record